UGAGCAUUGCAACAACAACGGUCGACCAUUGUAGUGCGAUACAUCUUCGAUUUGCAACAACGAUGACAGAGUUUUUCAGCGGCCUGGCCGGCCUUUGCAGCGUUACACGUCCUGUCUUAAUAGUAUGGACAGUUGCCUGUUGCAGCAUGACGCAUCGGGCUUUGCAACAAUGUUGUCCGACCCUUGCAGCCUUGCCUAUCAGGGCUUUGCGGUAGCAGUGUCCGGCCCUUACAACUUUCCUCGCAUGACUUGCAGCGGGAACGACCACCCCUUGCAACAUGGCAAUCUGUCGGAUCACAUGAUGACAACAGUGUGUCUCGUGCUCAACACAAACCACGACCCUCCCACCUAUGCUUCCCCCUCGUAGCACAUACGUUCAUGACGAACAUGGCUUGCCACACCAAUGCCGCUCCAGUAGAAUCGACUUGCAGUACCGACAUCGCUCCCUUAGUAUGGCUCACAACACCAAUCUAUAGCAUGCCUUGUAGCACAACAAAGCUCCCAUCACAACAUCGCCCCGUUGUAUCGACGGUGCUCCCGUAGCAUGGCUCGCAACACCGGCUCUUAGCAGGCAACAUUACGCAACAGCGCUCCACCGCAACAUGACACCACCCAUCGCAACAUCGCCUCGCCGUUCAGCGGCUCUCCCGUAGCAUGGCUUGCAACACCAGCUUGUAGCAUGCCUUGUAGCACAACAGCGCUCCCCGCAGCAUGACACCACCUAUCGCAACAUCGCCUCGUUGUAUCAACGAGGCUCCCGUCGCAUGGCUCGCAACAACGGCUACAUUACAUAACAGUGCUUCGCCGCAGCAUGCCACCACCCAUUGCAACAUCGCCUCGUCGUAUCAGCGGCGCUUCCGUAGCAUGGCUCGCAACACCGGCUUGUAGCAUGCCUCAUGGCACAACAACGCUCCCCCACAACAUGACAUUACUCAUGCAACAUCGCCUCGCCGUACCGACGGUGGUCCCAUAGCUUGGCUCGCAACACCUACAUGUAGCACGCCAUCACUACCAAGAGCACGGGCCAUCUGUCGCAACAUUGCCUAGCCGCACUGCGUCACUCCACGCGGCAUGACGACGCCCCUUGUCGUGGUUUUGUCACGACAGAUGCCCUUGUGAAAGGACUUAGAUGUGGAGCCAUCACAACAUAGGUUAACUUGUAGGGGUUGAUCGGGACAAAGGACACAUGGUUUACCCAGGUUUGGCCCCUCACAACGAUGUAAAAGCCUACUCCUGCUUUUGUUUACUAUUGCUUGAAUAUCGAUUACAAGGGAGCGGAAUCGCUUGACCUAGCUAUCGAUUAAUUGUUUCUUGAGUUAACCCGCCGCAGGGUCUCGCCUUUAUAUACACAGGUCGAGGCCCUGGGCUUUACAAGAGUCCAAGUCGAAUCACACAACGUGACCAACUCGGUUUCCAAGUCGCCUUGCCUUACCAGGCAAGUCACCAUCGGGCGGCUCACACCUCCGGGUCUUGGGCCUUCAACAGGCCCGCCUCUUAAGCCGCCUCUAGUCUUCAUGUCUUCUCAGGCCCAUCUAAGCCUUUUAUUCUUGAGUCGCCAACAGUGUAACCCGGCCCCUCCUGGGCGGGUCACACGGCGGGAUUAUAUCCCCAACAUUAGGCCCCAGAUUGAUUUGAACUUGUUCAUGUGAAUCUUCACUUUCUGGUUGGCGAGUCUUCUUUCCAAUGCUUACCUUUGAACAAAUCGCUGUAACUCGCCGUGACGUCAUGCGAGAUAAAUCCAGAAAAAACCUAUGACAUCACAACGGACCUUUUUACAGUAAUUGGUCGUCCGAGAAUUGAGGCGCCUCCAGUGUUAAGAUAAUUAUGACGUCUCCUCGAUUUCCGCGCCUACCAUUUCACGGUUUCACUUUUUCCCUUAUAAAUAGGCACGGAGGGGUUCCUUUUUCACUUUUACCCCCUUUCGCUUCCACUUCUUCUUCCUCCUCGCGACCUCCGCCGCUCAAGAGCUCCACUGCUCCGGCCGUUCUUCACCAGCGACUCCGACAAAGGCCGCUGCAUCAACCUGACCGGACCAGAUACCGGCGGCGCACCCCCGCUCUUCUUCAACUUCAUCAGAUACUCCUUCUUUUCCGCUUCAGAUCCGCAUUAGGUCAUAGCCGUUCAUAUAGUUCACCGGCCUGUUCAUCGCGGUUCUCUCGAGUUCAUCCACCUUCCGCUUAGAAAAUGUAGUUCAAUCCAAAAACGAAGUAGAUGCGGGGCGGUAGCAGUUUUUAGUCCUUAUCUUGCAUCUCGUGUAGAUCCCUUUUCUUCAGAAUCCAUGCACGGCUUACCACUUUUUCUACUGCUGCACCUUAGGUUUCUGAAUUGUUCUUCAUUUCUCGAACUGCCGUAGAUCCAAAAUUUUAGGCACAAUUCGUGAAACUUGUUUGUUCCAUACUUAGCGUAAUUUCAACCAUCUUGUCUUCAUAGACAACUGACCCGCCAUUCUUUGUUCGGGCGGCUUAAAUAACAACUUUGUGACCCGCCAAGAAAUCCAAAGUUUUGUAUAACCCAUCGACAAUGUUUGCCGGCUUAUAUUUUCUCAACUUAACCCGCCAUGUACUUAUAAUCUGGUAAAUUGCUCCGUUCCAUGGCUAGGGCGGCUCACAAAUCCUUCAUUAGCCCAUAAUGCAUAGCCUUUUAACUAUGUUUAGAUCAUCGUUGUUGAAUUGUUGUAUGAUCGUUCAGGCGGUUUAUCAUCAUACAUUAAUCUGCCAUACUUUUAUCCUCAGACCAUAAUUUUUAACUCACCAUCAUGACUAAGACUCCCACCUCCUGUGACUUGAUUGCCUCCAAAGUCACGGAGAGCACACUCAAUGAUUUCGUGACCAUGGGGUUUUUACCUCCCCAAGAGGUCAUUCACUGGCGGGUUCCAGGCUCCGAAUGCCCCCCCGAGCCCCAAGAAGGGGAGGUUUUAGUUUUUACAGAUCAUCUUCUCCGUGGUUUCUCGCCCCCCGGGUCAAAAAAAUUCCGGGAUGUUUUGCAUUUCUACAACCUUCAUCCACAAGACAUUGGCCUCAAUUCUGUCUCCAAUAUAUGCAACUUCCAAGUGUUGUGCGAGGUGUAUCUUGGGGAAGAACCCUCUGUUGAUCUGUUUAGAGACUACUUUUAUAUCAACCGUCAAACUGAAAUGUUAGACGGGCGGGACCAGUCUUGAGCUCGGAUGCGUUUCCAUCCAAAGGCGAAGAGAUGUAGUUUUUUCCUUCAGCCACCCUGCCCAGUCACCCAAAGACUGGAAUUUCACCUAGUUCAACUGCAAAGACACCUCCCCAUCUGGAGAGAACCCCUUGCCAGGUUUCCGCCCCUACCGGCUUACCACCACCGGCCAGCUUCCAGGUCGUUUAACUGCCACGGAACGCGCUCCCUUUGCUGCCACCUUUUCAAAGAUAAGGGCCUUGCUCUCCAAUGGCCUAACUGGAGUUGACCCGGUCUGCUGCUGGGUCGCCUGGAGGAUUUUGCCAUUGAGCCAGCGCGACGGCUUAAUGUGUCAUUAUACUGGUGACCCAAAAGACCCACAAUGCUACAACCCAGCUCGUCUGACUGAUAAAGAGAUCAAUGAGAUGGUCAAGACGCUGCUCGGCGAGUCCCUGGAAAGCUGCAGCAAAGUGGGAUUAAAUCCUUUCAGCACACUUAACCUGGCUCCUCCUCUAAGUCAUUAGAUCAAACUUCAUGUUUUCAUCAAUUUUUGUAACUUUCUCCUUAUUUCAAUUUUCUGUUGCUCAUUUGUAUACAUGCCGACUCUCCAUUCCGGAGAAGGAAACUUCAAGCCGCCGCCCCAGUUAAGAAGACCAAAACAAAAACUCGUGGUCCAGGUCGCCCCAAGAAACCAUUAGCUGAAGAAAUGCUCCAACUUGAUGAUGAGUCGGAGGAAGAGGCAGAGACCAGCCAUGCAGACGCAGCAGAGUAUAAUUUCCUCCGGCUCAGAACCCUUACCAACCAACAAAAUUCGAUGGGUCGUCCGGAAGGUGAAUUUUUGUCAUCCUCUUGCUCACUUGGAUCCCAACUUUCUUUUGAAGAAACAACAAAACGAUUCAAGACGCCCGACCCGGAGUAGCGGCUUUCACGACCUCAUCUCCGGCUUGCCUAACCCGCCUGUUCCUUGCAAGCGUCGACAUAAGGUUCCACAUAACCCAAAUUCUCUUUAUCCAUUAGCCGGCCUCAUACGUCAACCUCUUAAUCCUUCCAACUCAAAUUAUCAGAAGACGCCUCCGUCAUCCGGCGACUCUUCCGGGACUCAGAUGGCCACUUUCAAGAUCGCCCAAGGGUUAGUAUUUUCAUUUGUUUAUCAAUGACUUGUAAUGAUACACUCAUAUACUUUGUAUCUUUGUUGCAGAGGUAUUGCCAAAGCAGGCAAGAAACAGAAGCUGGGCGGGUCUUCAAAGGAUCCCAAAACUGCUGAACCAGAGAAGCAGUCUGCAGAUAUUUCUGAGGCCCUCACCCAAGACCCGGCAAAACCUAUUAAUGACCCGCCACUGUCAAUCGAUGCCACCGUCCCUGAGGAAAUGGAUACUGAAUUUGAAAUGGAUACUGAAUUUAACCCGGCGGCCAGCCAUGACCCGCCGAGCCCCAAGUCGUCGACUCCUCCAAAGCCAGCUAAAGCGAUCCCUCUUGAAAAGGACUCUAAUGACGUGACCAUCACUGGGACGACUCAUACAGCUCCAGGGGCUUCCAAUGUGCUAGCUAAGCAUGGUACCAAAGAAGAAUCUCCUUCCUUGGACAAAGGCAAGGGGAAGCUGGACCUGGAAAGCUACACUGCCCUCAGUGCAAGCGACAUCCACGCAGGCUAUCUGAACCGCCUUCAUACUAGUCGUGACCUGGAAGCCGGCUUAGUGAACCUUAUGAAGGAACGCUAUGAGGUAGAAUUGAACAUGAAGGAAUCGCAAGUUGGCGAUUUAAGAAAAAGUUUAAAGCUGCAGCAGACAGAAACCUCCAAGGCCAAGUCCGAGCUGAAGGCCUCAUUAGAAGAAAUUGAGAAAGUUAAAGCAGGUUUUGACAUUGAGAGAGCCGCCUAGGAGACUGACAAGGCUGCUCUAGCAAAAAAGGCCGAAGAUGUUGAAGCUGCGCUUAAGCCAGUAAUCGAAGAGUUAUCCGGCUUAAAACAACACAUCUCUCAAAUGACAACUGCCAUCUUCGGAGUGCAAGUCUUGGUCAAGACAUGUUAUUGAAGCUGAAGGCGGUUUACUCUUUAACAGAGCAGUUAUACUCUGGCACUCUCUGCGGUCUUGUGGACGGAGCCAUCGUGGCUCUUGGCCGGGCCAAAGCAUGGCAAUCUGAGCUUGGCCCAGAGGAAAUAGCCACCGGGUGCCCGAAAUUCAAGGAUGACCAGUCAACCUUUGAAGAAAAAGGCUUCAAUCAAUGCGUCCGAGAGAUGCGGCACGUGGCUUGCAAGCUCAUUGAAGAGCUAAACUUAAACGAGUACAUGCGGGCUUAUGACAACAACAACCAAAAGAUUAAGCCGCCAGCUCCAUGAUGUUGUCAAUCUCAUUCCUUCUUGGCAUAAGCAUAUCGUCGCCCUGAUGUUGAUCAUUCCAUUAUACUAAAUGAUGAGGCCACAUUCGAAGCUUUAAUCGGCAUCGACUGGACAAUGGCUGAUCUUCAGAUGAUCGACGAAAAAGAGCCGGUGCAGGAUGACCCACAAUCUUCAAGGCGGCAGGAAGACAACUGAGCAUAGUGAUGAUGAUCCAGGCGGCUCUCGGGCCGGGUUAUGGGAGUGCAGCUCCAGAAAUACUUAAUUCAAAACUUUUUUGGGCUUCAGCGUAAAGCCUUGUAAUAGGGUAGUGUCAAACAAUGGUCCGCCAUGUCAUGCCUUCGUGCAUAUUGAUCUUGACUUUUGAUCCACUAGUUUAAUCUUUAAGAUAGGCCUGAUGUGAUCAUACAAAGAAUUAAACAACAUAUAUGUUGGCGACUUAAAGUCAAAAGCCAGGGCGGGUGACAACCCAAACAUAUGUAGCCUUAUAUGACUACUAAAAACACUAUAAUCAAGGCUAUUCAAGCCAAAACAUACCAGUGACUUAAGGUCAAAAACCAAGG
This is a messenger RNA of Aegilops tauschii subsp. strangulata, 6030 nucleotides long. The record is from RefSeq and is a predicted model, not a curated record. Lineage: Eukaryota; Viridiplantae; Streptophyta; Magnoliopsida; Poales; Poaceae.